GGUAUUGGUAGCCCCUGCAUUUAGUGAAGGGAUGGAUGAUGAAGUUUUGUCAUCUACAUCUGAAAUCAUAUUAACAAAUGAAACUGAUAUGAUUUCAGAUUUAGUUGACUAUAUGUCAACUAUUUCUGAACUAAAUAUAGGGGAAGAAGAAUAUAAAAGAAGAAUAGAGGAUCUUAAACUUCGUUUGAAAGAAUAUGAAAAUAUUUCAAAUGAAGUUCAAGAUCUUAAAAUUAGUAUUCAAGAGCUUCAUAAAGAAAUUGAAGCUAGAGAUCAAAGGCUUCA
Messenger RNA from Paraglomus occultum, 282 nucleotides. The record is from the annotation of a GenBank genome assembly. Lineage: Eukaryota; Fungi; Glomeromycota; Glomeromycetes; Paraglomerales; Paraglomeraceae.